Molecule: messenger RNA, 590 nt
Organism: Benincasa hispida (wax gourd)
Lineage: Eukaryota; Viridiplantae; Streptophyta; Magnoliopsida; Cucurbitales; Cucurbitaceae
Product: histone H2B.3-like
Cellular component (GO): nucleosome
Molecular function (GO): DNA binding; structural constituent of chromatin; protein heterodimerization activity
Source: RefSeq, a predicted model, not a curated record
CGAAUUCCCUCGUCUCAAUUUCAAAUCUCAAUCCCGAAGGCUUGUCUAAUUGAAAUGGCUCCAAAGGCUGAGAAGAAGCUCGCCGAGAAGAAACCAGCGGAGAAGGCUCCCGCCGGCGAGAAGAAACCUCGAGCGGAGAAAAAACUUCCGAAAGAUGCUUCGUCGGAAAAGAAGAAGAAGAAGAUGAAGAAGAGCGUUGAGACCUACAAGAUUUACAUCUUCAAGGUCUUGAAGCAGGUUCAUCCCGAUAUCGGAAUCUCGAGCAAGGCCAUGGGGAUUAUGAACAGUUUUAUUAACGAUAUAUUCGAGAAGCUAGCUCAGGAAUCAUCACGAUUGGCUAGGUAUAACAAGAAGCCGACGAUCACAUCGAGGGAAAUCCAAACGGCCGUGCGACUUGUGCUUCCUGGUGAACUUGCGAAGCAUGCUGUAUCAGAGGGGACGAAAGCGGUUACCAAAUUCACCAGUUCUUAGAAAUCUUGAUCGUAUCUUUUAGGGUUUAGAAAUUAGUUUUGAUUGUGUUUGAUGAUAUAAACUGCAAUUUUUUCUUUCUCUCAUAGUAUGAAACGGAAAUUCUCAGAUUGUGAAUUUUA